Molecule: messenger RNA, 890 nt
Organism: Anneissia japonica
Lineage: Eukaryota; Metazoa; Echinodermata; Crinoidea; Comatulida; Comatulidae
Product: 52 kDa repressor of the inhibitor of the protein kinase-like
Exons: 5
Source: RefSeq, a predicted model, not a curated record
AUGUGGAAAGUGGAUCCAAAAUAUGAAGAAAAAUGACUUAUGGGAUAAGUCAACCGAUUGUCUCUAUAAGAAUUAUAAAAUCUGUUCAGAUCAUUUUGAGCAAUCACAGAUUCUGUGUACAGGCAGACUGGUGUGGAAUGCUGUCCCAACUAAACUUGAAAUUCCGAUUCAAAGAAAGCCCAUAAAGCAUAAACUACAAUUCAAAAAUGAGGAAGGCUACACAAGUGCUAAAAUAAUUAAAUUUUGUUUAGAAGAAGACCACAGCUAUGCAAAGCAUUAUUCAUUGGAAAAUGAACCAGACGAACAAACAAGCACUGGAAGUCACUCCAGUAUAAUAGAACCAGAACCCAAAGCACCUUUGGAAGUUACAGACGAUACUAUUCUUGACACACAAAUGGAUGCACUUUGCAAUAAAGAAAAGAGCCAUGAAAAACCAAAUAGGUCUACAUUAGAUAGGGAGCCAAACGAACACUCGACCUCUGGAAAUAACUCCAGCACAAACGAACUAGAAACUGAUUCUUUAGAAAUUACAGAAAAGAGUAUUCCUUCUGGCACACAAGUCGACGCCCUUUGCUCUGAAUUAAAGGCAGACCACAGCUAUGCAAAAAAUAAUUUGUUGAUAAAUGAGUCAUACGAGGAAUCGUCCUCCAACACAAAUAAACAAGAGCCUGGUAAGGGUACACAAAAGGAUGCUCAUCGCAGAAAAAAAAAUAAAUAUCAAUGCAGCAAAGAGGGCAAAGAUGUAUAGACUGAGGCGUAAAAUAAAGAAGUUGCAAUCCAGUUUGGAAAAUUUACAACGUAAUUCGAGUUCAACCAAGUAUAUUAUUGAAAACGCUGCAAAAUACCUGAAUGAAACUUCACUAGAGUUCUUCGCCAGCCAAAUGAGAAUU